This is a messenger RNA of Chlorocebus sabaeus (green monkey), 1794 nucleotides long. NCBI's taxonomy places the organism in Eukaryota, Metazoa, Chordata, Mammalia, Primates, Cercopithecidae. The record is from RefSeq and is a predicted model, not a curated record.
UUGCCUAGAGUUGUAUUUGAUUGUAAUCAAAUCAUGUGUCAUAUCUGUUUUUCAAUUUGUAUGAUUAUUUUGUGGCCCAAUACAUGAUUGUUUUUUGCGAAUAUUUCAUGGGCUUAAAUAGACAAGAAAUUCUCUCUCUACACAUAAUUAAAUGGAGUGUGUGCUUUGCAUUAUUCAAUUCCUUUAUUCCCAUCCUUGCUUUUGUCUGCAGAUUUGCCUAGUUCUAGAAUGGGUAUACUGAAGCUUGGGUAAGAGUGAGGCCAGCGUUCUGGGGGGCUCAGCCUACUGUCCCACCCGUGCCACAGAACCCACGGAGAGGCCCAGCGGCCGCACUGCGUGGGGGCGAGGGGGGAGGCGGAGCCAGGUUGGGGCGGGUAGGCAGUCAGUGCGGUUGCCAGGACGCGGGAAAGGGCCACAAUGGGGUCUGGGAGGUGGGCGGGGCGGAGCGGGGGUGUCCAGCCACGUCGCUUUGUUUUCCCAUAACAGGAGUCACCACAACAGGUGCUGCGAGCCGUAAGCGCCCCCCACCCGCGCUAUGGGCUCGGACGCCUGGGUGGGCCUUUGGCGGCCACACCGGCCCCGCGGCCCCAUCGCAGCGCACUACGGAGGCCCCGGGCCCAAAUACAAGCUGCCGCCCAACACCGGCUACGUCCUGCAUGACCCGUCGCGGCCCCGCGCCCCCGCCUUCACCUUCGGCGCGCGCCUCCCCACGCAGCAGACGACGUGCGGCCCCGGGCCCGGCCACCUGGUGCCCGCCCGCAUGACCGUGCGCGGCCCCGACGGCGCCCCCGCCUACUCCAUCUACGGCCGCCCGCGCCGCUCAGCGCCCUUCCUCACUCCGGGACCUGGCAGGUACUUCCCGGAGCGAGCGGGGAACGCGACGUACCCCAGUGCGCCUCGGCACACCAUUGCUCCCCGAAACUGGGGUGUCCAGGCGGAGCAGCAGAGCCCAGGUCCCGGGGCCUAUACUGUGCCCUCGCUCCUGGGUCCGCGCGUCAUCGGCAAAGUCUCCGCCCCAACUUACUCCAUCUACGGCCGCAGAGCGGCGGGCAGUUUCUUCGAGGACCUCAGCAAGGUGGGGGAGGGGCCGGGGCGGACGCAGGGUCCCUGGUCCGCGGCAGCGGAGGCGGUAGUCAGCACCCUCUGCCCUCCCGCAGACCCCAGGCCCAUGCGCCUACCACGUCGUGAGCCCGGGGGUCUACAAGUCCCGGGCCCCCCAGUUCACCAUGCUGGCGCGGACUUCGCUCCCCCAAGACAACACUCAGAAGCCAGGGCCCGCGGCCUACAACGUGGAUCAGCACCGAAAGCCCCGCGGCUGGAGCUUCGGGAUCCGACACUCGGACUACCUGGCCCCGCUGGUGACCCACGCGGACACCUGACCUGGCAGGCGGGAGCGCCCCACACUUGUUUGCUUAAAGUCUGCGAGUCCGCAUCGUGUCCGCCUCUCUCUCUCUGCGCGUCCUGGGGCAAGGCCAGGGGCGGAGCCGGGGCUGGGGCCGUGUCCCAACUCCGAACGCAGCGGGGCGGGGCCCGAGCGUCGGGCGAGGCCGGGACUCCAGCGCUGCGCCGCGUCCGAACGUCGAGACCCCACCGAGGGCGGGAGGGGGGACUCUCGGGAGCCGCAGACGCCCGAGGCCCACGCCGCGCGGGACUAGCCAGUGAUCACUCCCGCCGACGGCCCCGCGCCCCGACGGCCCGGAAGUCCCGCGUGUCCAGGGGCACCGGGGGAUCGGCAGGGGCGCGGCGCGCGAGGCUUCCCCGGGGCGGUGACUGCUGAGCCCCGCCCGCCAGGCG